Molecule: messenger RNA, 971 nt
Organism: Micropterus salmoides (largemouth bass)
Lineage: Eukaryota; Metazoa; Chordata; Actinopteri; Centrarchiformes; Centrarchidae
Gene: tmem54a
Product: transmembrane protein 54a
Exons: 6
Coding region: 144-866 (240 amino acids)
Source: RefSeq, a predicted model, not a curated record
GGAAGGUGACGCCUUUGUCCGCAGGUGAUCAACAGUAGAAAGAGAAGGCAACGAACCACCUCAAGAGGACUGUCAGAAAACUGUCAGAAAUGACUUUUAUACAAAGUUAACACUAAUAUGAUCUAAGGGAAAUAGAAUCCAACAUGGUAAAUUCAGGAGUAUGCUGUGCCAGCCUCAAGGACAACAAAGCCCUGAUGAAGAUGGGGCUGGGGCUGGUGCUGGUGGGUCAUGUCAACUUUCUUCUGGGAGCACUGGUGCACGGCGCCGUGCUCAGGCACAUCAAUGUGGACUCUCAGGCCCGCACCAUGGUGUACGCCAUCUCUAAUGUCAUUGCCAUUGUGACAGGCUUGGUGGGAAUUAUUUGUGGAAUAGCAGCCAUUGUCCUGUCCAAAAACAAGAAAAACAGGAUCCUGCAGUGGUUCUUGUUGGUCUUCAGCUUCCUGGCAGGUCUCUUGUCAAUUGCCUCCACCCUGGGCUUGUUAGUUUCUACGGUGCAAGCCAUUAUUUUCAAAGGACAGAGCCUGUUAACGCACUGCACAUUUUCUGAUGACACUUCCGGCUCUUCCAGCGGCCCAUACGAAUGCCCCUUUGACCCUACCCGUGUGUAUGAGACCACCAUCAUUCUAUGGGUGCCUCUCAUCUUGGUGUCCCUGGUGGAAAUGGUGUUCUCCUUCCGCUGCUUUGCUGUCUGUACUUCAUUCCUCUACCUCUGUCCGUGCAGGAAAAGGCCGACCCAAGCAAAGAGGGCACAUGUCCAGUGGGCUGUUGAAACUACAUCACUUCCAGCACAAGCUCAAGACUCCGAAGCUGCUGCUGAGCCAGAUGCUGAGCAGGAUGAACUGCUGGAGCAAAGUCAAUGGCUAUGAAACAGCUAAACCUAAUGGGAUAGGUUGGGAACUACUGGGGUUAACUGGAUAAAAUGCAAGGCCAUCUGAAGUAGUUGCAUUGAGUGUCUGUUACACAUUAAAUGU